GUGUACACUGGAAACAUGUUUAAUCAAAACCCAGAAGAAAUAUUAAACAACUACUGUUUGGAAGCUAUUUUCUUGUGGCAUUUUAAUAUUAUUUAUCUUUUCAAUUGAAAGUGAGUGUAGAUAGACGCCCCUUAGUUGUGUGCUGGACAGGUACCCCAAGUGUGUCUAAAUAGAAAGUGUGUGCUCAGUGCUUCUUGUUUUAUCAAUUAUUAAAUAUUUCAGUUAACAGAGCCAAAUUAAACGCGGUUAGAGAUGGAGUUUCAAUAUUAUGUAUAAAUUUAAUUGGCAAAAUCAAGAAGUAGGUAAUUUUGUUCAAGCUUAUGUUUAAAUCAGUGCAAAAGCUCCAAAUUCCAUUAGCCGAAUGUAUUGUUACUGUUAGAGGUGUAUCAGAAAAAGGUAUAAAUCAUUUAAUGCAAAACAUAAACAACAACAAGUAUAAGAAAUGCUAUUGAAAGUUCAUCAUUUGAAAUCUCUGAAGAAGACUAGAAAAAAAACUAGGCUACUAAAAGUGAUAUCGAUAGUGAAUUUGAGUUAAGGAGAGCCGUUUUAAAUACAUGUACUCUAAAUUCAGUUAUACCACGGAUGCUAAAUAUUUUGAGGAAAGAAGCUGGUUACUAGAAUUGUUCAUCGAAUUUAAUGGUUUCCACUACAUAAAAAAUUAAUAGGAAUCUUUUAAACAGUAAAAAUUGAAUAGGAAGUAAACAGUCAUAAUUACCUGUAACAAGAGUAUACAUCCUAUUGUCAUGUUUUCGUUUUGUGACUAUCACGAUAUUUAAUUAUGUAUGAUAAAGCUAACUGUGACAUUAAUAGGACUGUUAUGAUAUUUAUGUUGAAUGCUAUCCUGAACAAUGAUAUCAUAAUGCCUGAAGUUUUGUGGAUGUGUCCCAAAGGUUAUUAGAGACAGGUUGUGUGGUACCUAAAAAACUAGUAGUAGAAUACGAAGUAACCAUAGAAUAAAUGUAGAAGAUGUGAUUUUGGAUAUAGUCAGUAAUAAUCCAAGAAUAAGUACCCAAUCUGUGGCUAGAAUGGUUGUCAUUUAUAGAAACAUUGUUCAUAAGACAUACAGAACAACUAUUACUUUCUUAAUUAACUAUUUUUAAUGGGAAAUAAGCCACAAUUACCAUUAACAACAAGUACAAGAUUUACACCAAGGUGAUUAACCUCGAAGAUUAAGAUUUUGUAGAUGGUUUCAAAACAAAAUCGCCAGAGAACAAAAAUUUUGGUGCAAAGUGUUUUGUGCUGUGCAGAUGAAGCUUUUUUUAUGAGAAAUGGUGUGUUUUACGUUCACAAUUGCUAUAUGUGGAAUGGAAAAAACAUGUAUGCCAUACAUAGGACAAAUUUUCAAAAAAAAAUUAAUAUGAAUUUAUUGGUUGGGAUUAUUGGUAACUAUCUGAUUGGACCAUACAAACUUCCUAGAAGACUCAAUGGAGAAAUCUACUCAAAUUUUUUGCAACAUGUUCUACCAAUACUUCUUGAAGGUGUACCUUUACAAAUAUGCUGUGAAAUUUGGUGUCUUUAUGAUGGGACCCCAUCACAUUUUACCAAACAUUAAAAAUUUCCUCAGCAUCACUUAUCCUCGUGUUUGGAUUGGUAGAAAUGGACACAUUCUGUGGCCACCCAGAACGCUGGAAUGCAAUGUUAAUGGAUUUUUAUUUUUGGGGACAUCUAACAUCAUUAGUAUAUUACGACCAGGAUGAAAUUGAAAUAGAAGUUUAAUUGGGACAACGAAUUUUUGAUGCUGCUGAAAUAAUUCAACACAAUUUACAUAGUUAUGAUAUUAAGAAUAAUUGAAUUGGUUGAAUAAAUGCAUGUAUGAGUGCAGAUAGAGGAUGUACUACAAAAAUCGUUUAAAACUAAAAAUGUCGAAAUGGUGGAGCAAAAAUUGAAAUCUAUGAACAAAACUGAAAGUGAUUUGAAAUCUCCUCUGGAUCAAACUCUUAGAGAUAUAUUGCUGAACCUUAUGGAUGAACAAUGCGAUGUUUCAGUUCUGACAGAUUAUGUAGAUUUUUCAAUAGUACUUUGUAGGAAGGGAUUGAGUUCACCGACAAUACCUGUUGUUCUUCUAGGGGACAUAUUUGAAACUCUAACAUUGGAUAUUUGUGAGAAUAUGUUUGGUUUUGUAGAACAAAAUGUUAAUGUUUGGAAAGAGGAACUAUUUUUCUCGUACUGCAAGAACAAUCUUCUGCGUCUCUGUAAUGAUCUUUUAAGACGUCUUUCAAGAACCACAGCUACUGUAUUCUGUGGAAAAAUUCUGUUAUUUCUUGCCAAGUUCUUUCCGUUUUCUGAAAGAUCGGGAUUGAAUAUAGUCAGCGAAUUCAAUUUGGAGAAUGUGACAGAAUAUGGAACUGAUCCUCCCGAUGAUGAAAUUGCAGAGAUUAAAAUUGGAGAACAGAAGAAUCUAAUAGAUUUUACUUUUUAUUGCAAGUUUUGGCAACUACAAGAUUUCUUUAGAAACCCUAUUCAGUGUUACAAUAAGGUGCAAUGGAAACUGUUUAGUUCCCAUGCCACCAAUGUAUUAAAUACAUUCCAAGGAAUAAAAUUAGACUACGUAAAUUCUGGCACCUCUACUCAAAAUAGCUCAAAUUUGGGAUAUUUUGCCAAAUAUCUUACCAGUCAAAAACUACUUGAACUACAGUUACAUGACGUAAACUUCAGAAGAUCUGUAUUGUUGCAGUUCUUAAUUUUAUUUCAGUAUUUUACUUCCACUGUCCGCUUCAAAACUGAUGCUCAUGAGCUUAAGAACGAUCAAAAAGAAUGGGUCAGCACCAAUACUGAAAAAGUAUACAGUCUUUUAAAAGAAACACCGCCAGAUGGGGAAGAAUUUGCUGAAAUCGUGAAGAACGUUUUGAGCAGGGAAGAGUUAUGGAAUGCAUGGAAAAAUGAAAGUUGUCCAGAAAUAAAGAAAACACUACCACAGCCAACGGAAAUUUCGGAAAGGAAAAGGGAUUCAGAUAAACCCUUAAUCGGAGACAUUAUCAAAGAAGCAAACGAGCAAGGAAAGUAUUAUAUCGGAAGUGGCGAAUUGACCAAAUUAUGGAACCAUUGUCCAAAUAACUUGGAAGCUUGCAAAGGCCGAAAUUUCUUACCAACUUUGGAGGAAUACUUCUCAGAUGCUAUCCAGCAAGUUGAGACACACCAAAAAGGCGAUGAUAACAUAGUAAAAGACAGCAAUUUUGGUUGGAGAGCUUUAAGACUGUUAGCUAGAAGAAGUCCCCACUUCUUUACUUUUGGUACUACGAUUAUGUAUCCCUUGUCGAACUAUUUGGAGAUGAUGGUAAAGAAAAUAGCUCAUGAAAAACCCGGAAAGGAAUCUCAUCAUGAACACGAGAACGAUAACGAACAUGAUAAUAUUUUAGCUGAAGCCGAUCCAGCUACCGAUGAUCUUAAACCAGCUGAUCACGAGGAAUUUGUGGACGAGAAUGUUCGAUCUGAUACAAAGCAAAUUACAUCAGACCAAAUCAUGUUAAUUAGUGAGAAAAUUGCUCCAGACUGGCCCAAAUUAGGAGUUAAAUUGGGAUUCAAACCUGACGAAAUAGAAUUUUUCAAGAACGAGAAUCCGACACCAGCUGAUCAAGCAAGGAACUUGUUAAAGCUAUGGUUCGAGGAUGAUGAAGAUGCUACAUUAGAAAAUCUCUUGUAUAUUUUGGAAGGUUUGGAAAUGCACGAAGCGGCUGAAGCAAUUAAAUCCGAACUUAACAAUAUGAUGGAUAUAUCGUAAUGAUAUAUUUUCAUGUUAGAAUAAGAUUUAAUAAAUCCCUAAAAUAAA
Messenger RNA from Diabrotica virgifera virgifera (western corn rootworm), 3766 nucleotides. It is a transcript of the gene Hpr1, whose product is annotated as THO complex subunit 1. Bases 1868 to 3718 code for a protein of 616 amino acids. NCBI's taxonomy places the organism in Eukaryota, Metazoa, Arthropoda, Insecta, Coleoptera, Chrysomelidae. The record is from RefSeq and is a predicted model, not a curated record. The transcript is spliced from 8 exons. Gene Ontology annotation, biological process: mRNA export from nucleus; signal transduction; regulation of DNA-templated transcription elongation. Gene Ontology annotation, cellular component: THO complex part of transcription export complex. Gene Ontology annotation, molecular function: protein binding.